AAAUGUAAAUUACUGUACCAUGAAAACCGAAAUGUACCAAGAGCGGUCGGCGUGACGUGGGCGCCGCUGUUUUGCUCCCUGCCGUGUCUGAUUGCCUGGCACCGUGCUUCCUUGAUAUUCUGCUGUUUGAUUUCUUCCUUGCCGGCGAAAUGGGUGUGAGCACUACAGCCUCCUUUGGUCUCUCCAUCCUGUGCUGCUUGCUGGUGUUCUCAGCACUGCAAAUGUACAAGAGUCCACUGGGGUCCACAAGACUUAUGACUCUGAUUGCAGGAUAUGUGGCAUCAUGGCUCUUUAUUUUCAUGCUAACUGCUGUGAGCAAUUUGGAAAACAUAAUAUUUGGCAAAGGUUUCCAAGCCCGUGUGAUUCCAGAGGUGGUGUUGUGCAUGGUCCUGGCAUGUUCAGCAGCAGGCAUGGUGCACAGAGUGUCUGUCACUGUGUGCCUUUUGUGCUCCAUGGUUGGACUGUUUUAUAUCAAUAAAAUGGGACAGUCUAGCACAACUCCUGCUGCUCCUUCAGUGUCUGGCUCAAAAAAGAAGAAAUAAGAUGUUGGAUUAUGAUUAUCAUUGAAGGAUUUCUUAUGUCAGUAAUAUAUUUUGUUACCUUGGAAUGCAGUUUUUGUUUAUUUAAUUUUCAAUCAUCCAGUUUCUUAUAGACUUUGUUAGAACCUGCUAUGUAAUUGUUGUUCUGAUUUUCUUAGAAUACCAGAAGUUAAACUUCUUACAGGGUCCAAGGAUUUGUAAUAAAAAUAGAUUUAUUUGU
This is a messenger RNA of Portunus trituberculatus (swimming crab), 759 nucleotides long. Its product is annotated as keratinocyte-associated protein 2-like. Lineage: Eukaryota; Metazoa; Arthropoda; Malacostraca; Decapoda; Portunidae. The coding region runs from base 150 to 542 and encodes 130 amino acids. The transcript has 4 exons. The record is from RefSeq and is a predicted model, not a curated record.